AGUUCCGGAUUAGCUAAAGGUCGACAUAUAUCUGCGAGUGUGAUAGCUAUUAGCAUCGCGUCAGCCUUGAACCAGCCAGCAAACUCACUAAUAAACUAACUAAUACAUUCAACAAAAAUGCCGAGAGGAAGCAGAAGCCGCACAUCCAGGAUGGCUCCUCCAGCCAGACAAGCACCACCACCCAUGGCCAGGGCCCCACCUCCUCCCUCCUAUGCCCCGGCCCCAAUGCAGGCUCCUGCGUCGGCUGUGGGAGCUCCAGCUGCAGCACCCAGGCAGCCUGGUAUGUUUGCCCAGAUGGCAACCACAGCCGCUGGAGUGGCAGUGGGCUCGGCAGUAGGGCACACCAUCGGCCACGCCAUGACUGGAGGCUUCAGUGGAGGACAGUCGGAGCCUGCCAGGCCCGACGUCACUUACCAGGAGCCACCCCAGGCCCAGCCAUACCAGUCCCAGCCGUACCAGUCCCAGCCCAUGUACCAGCAGCAGCCACAGUCCAUGUACCAGCAGGAGGCCCCUCGUCAGCAGCAGGCCUGCUCCUAUGAGCUCAAACAGUUCAUCGAUUGUGCCCAAAAUCAGAGCGACUUCAAACUCUGUGAGGGCUUCAGCGAGGUGCUGAAACAGUGCAAGUUUGCGAACGGUCUGUCAUGAGACUGAGAGCAGAAACUGGAGAGUGAAGAGCUUACACAAACUGAAAUAAUCAACCGUACUGGAUAACGAGAGGGUGUAAUUCACAAUAAAUCAAUAAACAUGCUUUUAUUUUGACAGCUGAUCAUCAGAGAGCAUCAUUGUAUUCCUUUCUCAGGACAGCACUUCAGAGUUUGUAAUAAUAGUCUUAUAAAUUAUGUUUAUAUAUUUUGGUGUUGCAUGCUAUGAGUUGAUUUCAGUUGUUUUUCAUUAGCUUCAGUGCUUUUAAUUUAAAGUUCCUCCCAUAUAAGUAUAACAACGUGUACAACCUCCAGCUUAUGGGUGCCUACAAUGUGUAACAAGUUCAAAAAUAAUAAAGCACUUGACUCAUUAAAA
Dicentrarchus labrax (European seabass) is the source of this 1017-nucleotide messenger RNA. It is a transcript of the gene chchd2, whose product is annotated as coiled-coil-helix-coiled-coil-helix domain containing 2. Bases 118 to 645 code for a protein of 175 amino acids. The record is from RefSeq and is a predicted model, not a curated record. The transcript has 4 exons. Gene Ontology annotation, cellular component: mitochondrion; nucleus. NCBI's taxonomy places the organism in Eukaryota, Metazoa, Chordata, Actinopteri, Moronidae. Gene Ontology annotation, molecular function: sequence-specific DNA binding. Gene Ontology annotation, biological process: positive regulation of transcription by RNA polymerase II; mitochondrion organization.